GUGUUUCCGGGUGUUCUCAACCAGUUUUGGAUGCUGCAGAACAACGAGUCAAAGGCGAAAAUACAUAUAAUUCCAUCUAUAACAGACAGCGUAAAGUAUAACUUGAGUUUUACAAUUUGACAGAUGAUCGACUAAUUCCGUGCAUAAGUUGUACAUAUUUCGGUUCAAAGGACAACCACUGUCAAAUUACUGGCUCCAUCUCCGUACCCAGCCUCCAGCCUAGCGAGAGAUGACUGAGCCACGCAGCCAAGUCUCAGCCUCCAUCCCCCAGCCUCCCCCCGUGGUCGUGGCCCCUCCCUCCACGGACGGCGCGGCCGUAGAGAUGGACCCCGUCGAAUACACCCUCCGCAAACGCCUCCCCAGGAAGCUUCCUAAGCGCCGCAACGACGUCUACGUCAACAUGAAGACGGACUUCCGAGCUCAGCUGGCGCGCUGCCAGAAGCUUCUGGAAGGCGGAGGCCACCGGGAGAUCUGCGUCCACGGCCUGGGCCUGGCCAUCAACCGGGCCAUCAACAUUGCCCUGCAGCUCCAAGCUAGCAGCCAGGGGGCGCUACAGCUAGCAGCCAACACCUCGACUGUGGAGCUGGUGGACGACCUGGAGCCGGAGGACCCAGAUGAGGCUGGGGAGCCCAUGACUCGCACGCGCAACAACUCGGCCAUACACAUCAAAGUGUUUUACCCUGACCCACAGUGACCAGGCAGAGACACACCAUCCAAGCAGAACGUGAUGGCUUCUGGGAAGAGGACUGGCUCUUUAUACACACAGAGGGAGUUGGAUCCCAUGUGGAUGUUGUAGAUGGAUUGAUUAUUUGUGUUGUGGAAAAAAGAUUUCCUUGUUUUCUCGGUUUCAUCGUCUGUAUUUGUAAACUGUGUGUGCUGUGUUGACUGUAAUUAGAGUUUUUGUCGUAGCUGACUAAGAUCACGGCUGUUGGCUAAUAAUGUUAUGCAUGCAGUUAAAUCCUGCAGACUUGUGCCAGAUAAGCACAUAUCAUAGUUUAAGACUGUAUUUGCGUUUCAUUCUAAUUUGAUAAAUGUCCUAUUGGGGUUUGGUCAACCUUUGUACUGUACCUGACUGUGAUGUUGUUUAUUUAUAAGCGCCAAAUUAAAUGUUGUUGUCAGAAAUCAAA
This is a messenger RNA of Hypomesus transpacificus, 1127 nucleotides long. RefSeq names its product POP7 homolog, ribonuclease P/MRP subunit (gene pop7). The coding region runs from base 230 to 694 and encodes 154 amino acids. The record is from RefSeq and is a predicted model, not a curated record. NCBI's taxonomy places the organism in Eukaryota, Metazoa, Chordata, Actinopteri, Osmeriformes, Osmeridae. Gene Ontology annotation, cellular component: nucleolar ribonuclease P complex; nucleus; ribonuclease MRP complex. Gene Ontology annotation, molecular function: nucleic acid binding. Gene Ontology annotation, biological process: tRNA 5'-leader removal. The transcript has 2 exons.